Molecule: messenger RNA, 5105 nt
Organism: Hemibagrus wyckioides
Lineage: Eukaryota; Metazoa; Chordata; Actinopteri; Siluriformes; Bagridae
Product: von Willebrand factor A domain-containing protein 7-like
Exons: 16
Coding region: 110-2911 (933 amino acids)
Source: RefSeq, a predicted model, not a curated record
ACACUCUUUUGGUACUGAUGGUUGAUAAAAGCACAAGCACAAAACGAUUUUCACUAUUACAGAGCACAAAUCCACUAAAGACACCUAAAGACCAAAGCUUUAAGCUUUAAUGAUGAACUUCACAAAUCUGCUCAUGAGGACAUUUAUCUAUCCAAAUCUUAUAAUGAUCCUCAUAACAAGUCAGACUCUGACCUUUAAGAUUUUAAAAACAUCAUCCAAGAUGCAUCAGGACAUAACUCGUGAUGCAAUUUUACAGACAACAGCCAAUAUCUGCAGAUCAAGAGCACUCCAGCAGGGACGAAAUUUCAUUCUGCCAGCCACGCUGACAGUGAAGUCAGUAGCAAGAAGCUGUUACUCUGAUUCAGCCAAAGAUUUUCAAAAUAGCAUUAAUGACAUAAAUGGACACAAUGCCUUGGUCGAUCUUCAGCAUGUUUUUCAUGCACCUUACCAUUUUGACAACGAGGAGAUUUUGGCCGGACGAGAACUUAUUACUGAAGGACUUUUUGCUGUGAAAUACAGUAUCAAGGAGCAGAGCUAUGAAGCUGCCAGAAAGGCGCUUGGCAAAAUCCUACACACUCUGCAGGAUUUCUACAGUCAUAGUAACUGGAUUGAAAUGGGAAAAACAGAACCCUUUUCCAGCCUGAUUAAACCAGACACCCCAAUUACCAACAUAGCAGAUUCAGAAACAUGCAGGAAAUGUACUGAUGACAUCUGCACAGGAAACAUUCUGGAGGAUGUCAUUUCACAGCAGAAACUAACAACAGGAUACUUUGGAAUGUAUAAACCACAAGGAAAGUGCAGCCAUGGAGGAUUAGGUGAUCUAACGACUCAGGGGCAAGGUGGCAUAAAUAAGGAUGCUACAUCUUCAAGCCAUGGUCAUUUACAUGAAGCAGCCGCAUCAGUAGCCACUGCUGCUACCAGAGAACUACUGCAGGAUAUUAGAGCAGCAGUUGGAGAUUCAGAGUUUCUUAGAAUGUUGGGACUCAGCCAGACUUCAGUGGUUUGUUUUGUUAUAGACACCACUAGCAGCAUGUCUGAUGACAUUGAUGAAGUGAGGAGAAUUACUUCAUCUAUCAUUGACAGUAAUGCAGGCACUGCAAAUUCAGAAUAUAUCCUUGUGCCUUUUAAUGACCCUGAUUAUGGUCCACUUAUAAGAACAAAUGAUCCUAAUGUGUUUAAACAGCAACUCAGUGAACUUACAGCUGUUGAUGGAGGAGAUUCUCCUGAAAUGAGUCUCUCAGCACUCCAACUCGCCCUCACUGGAUCUCCAGCACAGACACAGAUUUUUGUUUUCACUGAUGCUGAUGCAAAAGAUAAAGAGUUGAAAAACACUGUGCAAGCACUGAUUGAGAGAACCAAGUCUGUAGUGACUUUCAUGCUAACUAACACCAUUAGUUCUCGGCGUCGCAGAAGGAGUGCUGACCGUGCAGAUGGCCAGCAACUAGUCUCCCCUCAGCUUUUCAAUUCACAGAUCUACCAGGACCUGGCUCAUACCUCUGGGGGCCAUGCUAUUGAGGUCACCAAAGAUACUCUGUCCCAAGCUACUGACAUUAUUGCAGUUACCUCCCGAUCUACACUGGUUACGCUUUUCCAGGCUGUAAGAAAUCCAGCAAAAGCUGAAAAAUUGUCAGCCUUUGUAGAUUCUUCUGUGCAAAACUUGAUCAUUUACAUCACAGGCAAUUCUCCAGAAUACACCAUCACCAGCCCCUCAGGAGUCUCACAGAGCAGCACUGAACUGGAUGGAGCUUUGGGGCUUAUUCAGAAAGUUGGUAACUUCCACACAGUGCAACCAACUAUUACAGAGAAGACUGGGUGGUGGGUUUUCGACAUGAAAUCGACACAGCCCUACAGCAUCAGAGUUGUUGGUCAAAGUGAGGUUGACUUCCUCUUUGACUUCAUAGAAUCUUCACAAGGGCUUCAUGCAAGCUAUGUUGCAUUAAACAGCAGGCCUGCAGCAAACACCAAUGUCACCCUGUUGGUGACCAUGGUCGGUGGGGACACUGUGCAACCUACAGAGGUGUCUCUGGUAGAAACUUCAAGUUCAAAUUCCUUUAAUGGAAUAAUAGAAUUGGUAACUAGUGGGCAGUACAUGGUGACCUUCAACAGCAUUCCAGUAGGAAAAUUUACUGUUCAUGUGGUUGGACAGAUCGGUCCCUCUCGAGCCUCAGAUAACACCUUUCAGAGACAAUCACCAACUCAAUUCCAAACAUCAAAUGUGAACAUUACUACUCAACCACUUGGAACAAUGGAACCAGGAAAACAAUUCACUCUGCCUUUCACUGUUACAACCAGUGGCACUGGAGGAAUCUUCAAUAUCAGUGUCAGCAAUGAUCGCAAUUUUGACACUCGCUAUAACUCGUCUAUCACUCUGGUUAGUGGGGUCAGUGCAAAUGGCUCAGUAACUCUGACUGUUCCUGAAAAUACUCCCUCUGGAACUGAUGUCACUGUGACAAUUGAAGCUGAAGCACCAAAUGGAAGUGACUUCAACUAUGUUGUGCUGCGUCUUUCUGUCAUUGCUCCGGUAAAAGAUAUUAUUCCUCCAGUAUGUGCAGCAGUAAGCAUAAAUGCUGACUGCUCAGGCAACUGCAGCUUCUCCUCAUGGUACCUCCUUACCAAUGUGACUGACAGGUCAGGUAUCCAGAGUGUAAGAGUCAUCAAGGGAAACGGCACACUCAGCACCACCAGCGUGCUCAGUUCCACAGGUGUGAAUGUCACUAUGGUGGACUACAGCUCCUCUUGCUGUUCCCGAGAGUUGGAACUAGUUGCUGUGGAUACAGUGGGAAAUGUUGCCACCUGCUUCAAAUCUAAAGCUGCACCAAGCAUCCUUACUUAUGGUGUAGAAUUUUGCUUUUUAUCAGUCUGUCUUUGGGUAAACAUAGGAAUAUCAAUUUACAGAUUCAUGCAGCACUAAGAGAAAAAACUAAAUGUAUUUGAAAUAGAAAGAAAUAUUAUUUGCAUAAUAUACUUAGUGAUUUUAAGCGCUGUAUGUAUUCAUGUAUUAUUAAAUGAUCUGUUGUUAUUUUAUGUGAAUAAUUAAAUGUCAGGGCACAUGCAUAUCGUUUACGGUAAGUCAAGUCAAAAAAAACACCUAUCAGAAGGAUUUUCAUGCAAAUUUGUUUUAAUCAUGACAUUCUCAUGUAAAAUUUUAAAAUAUAAACGCAUUUUUUAAAUUGCAGAUCAGUAUGUAUACAUUCAGCAUAAGGUUUUAAGGUUCUUAGUAUUAUUAUUCAAUUUACAUAUAUGCCUUGUAUGUGUUAGUAUAAGGGAUAAACAAUCUAUUUUUAUUUCCAAUAAGUAAGUGCUAGCACUUAAAUUGCAAAGGGAUUUAUAGAUGAUGGUGUGGGGAUGAUGUGUACUUCCAUUAUAAAGCUAUUGUGUGUAAUAUUUACUUUUUUCAGUGUAUACAGUGUUUCCAGGUCAACCCACCAUUAUUUUGGUGCAAUGUAAAGAGAUUGUAAGGUUUCUGUACUGUUUUUCAGGGUGUGUUAAAUGUGGUUGAGAAAUAAGUUCAAUAAUUUCCUCUGUGUAUAUAAACAUGUAUAUAUAACCAGACAAUCUGCAUCCUGACAGAACUUGGAAGGACUUUCAAAAAUAUCACACACUGAAGUACUUAAUGUUCAAAAUAUUGAGAAAAGUGUCAGGGAAUAGAGACAAAGGCAGGUGCCACAUUGGCCUUAUAGGGAAGGGCCUGCAGGUUAAGCUGUUGUGGUGUUGCAUACAAUGUAGUUGUACCGAGCUGACCUGCUAAAGGGGCUCAUAUCUGGGAAGGGGCUCAUCAAUUUAGCCGUCUGUGCCAUAAAUCAGAUGGUCCAUGCCAUUGGCUGUUUCAUAAAAGCAUUUAGUUGCCACAGAGAGGCAAUCUGACAGAGAUAAAAGAAAGGGACAACCUUUCUUUUAGACAUCCUGGUGUCUCCUAAGGGCCUGUUCUUCCUUUGCUGAAGUGAGGAGCUAGGGCUAGGCCAGUACCCACCAGCCCCAGCCUGGCCUACUGAGGCAGGAAAAGAACGCUAACCUUGCAGCGUGAGCCACCCCAUGUAAAAUCUGGGUGGCUGGCUAGCGCUUAGGGGCAGGUCCCCCAGGCAAGAGACAACCAUCUCUGCCAUGUGGGCCAGAAAGGAAUCCUAAUGCCCGAAGGCUAGGGUUCUCAGGGAUGCUCCUUUAGGGCCAUUUCCACUGCUGCCUACCCCACCACCUCCAGUGCUUUGGGGUUUAGCCAUGACCACCCAUCCUCCUGCUCCUUAUGUGUUGCCACCUCCUGGGUUAGCCCCUGCCAGCUUGCUGUUUCAGGGCACUAUGCAAGGUGAAAACAGUGAGAGUCUAAAACCUGUCUCAUCUGGCAGUGGGGAAGCUUCUGCCGGGUGCACCACAAUGAGUUCUGUGGGAAAAGGCUCCAGAAUCCAGUUUCCCUCCCGUUCUACUUCUUUCAGGGUGUGCUGCCCACUGCUGUUGACACAGACCAAACUAUUACUGUUAGUGUAAAUGUUAACUGUUCAGGCAACUGCAGUCUGCAGCCUCUCCUCAUGGUACCUCACUGCCAACGUGACUGAUGGAAAUUGAUCAAUUGUUCAGACUGUGAGAAUCCUCCAGAGAAAUGGCAACCUCACCACCAAUACUGUGCUCAGUGACACUAUGGUCAUCUACAAUGCCUCUUGUUGUUCCUCAGACCUGGAACUGGUUGCUGUGGAUGAAGUGGGAAAUGUUGCCACAUGUUUUAAAUCUGUAAGAGCAACAGAAGCAGUUUUUGCCUUCAGUCUCAAAUUGGUGUGAUUGAUCUUCAUUAAAGACAUUCACAUCCAAGGUAAAACUGUUUCCCGAGUCAUUUGCUAGUAAUUACAGGCUUAUUGCUAUUACAUGGUUAUACAGGGUUAUAAUGUUUCAUGUUCUGGUAUAGCUUACAUUUUCUUGCCUGAAUAAUUUUAUUUUAAUGCUUAAAUUUAAGUGCAUUUAUUUUUAAAUAACUUAUAACUGGUAUAAGGUGAUUUAAGCCAUGUACUUCAUAGAACAUUAUUCAAAAAAAACAUCUGUUGAUUCCUGCCUAUGAUUUAAGAUACUGCCUAUGUCUUUCCCUUGUAUUUUUUUCUUUCUCUUGAUUUGCUAUUAACUAA